AGAUCAAACAUCAGCCGAAAGUCAGAAGUCCUCUGUCAGUGGAAUGCUGCUCCUGCUACUUGUAUUGCUAGCAGUUCUCUUCCCAGGUGGUGACAAUCAGGAAGCCUCCCAGCAUCCGACCUCAUUCUAUAUCAUCCAAAUCACAUCCUUUGCCAAUAGCACCUGGACACGACAUCGAGGCUCAGGCUGGCUGGAUGAUCUGCAGAUUCAUGGUUGGAACAGUGACACAGGCACCGCCAUAUUCCUGAAGCCCUGGUCUAAGGGCAAUUUCAGUGAUGCAGAGAUAUCUGAUUUGGUGGAGCUAUUUCGGGUCUAUGACUUUUCGUUCACUCGAGAAAUGCAGGCCCAUGUCAGUGAGUUCCAGUUGGAAUACCCCUUUGAGAUCCAGGGCAUAGCAGGCUGUGAGCUGCACUCUGGGGGAGCCAUCCUGAGCUUCUUGAGGGGAGCUUUAGGAGGACGGGAUUUUGUGAGCUUCAGGAAUUCUUCAUGUGUGCCUGCCCCAGAAGGUGGCAGCAGGGCACAGCUAGUAUGCACACUGCUCAGACCAUAUGGAGACAUCUUCCAAAUUGUGGAGAAGCUGCUGUAUGAAACCUGCCCCCGGUAUCUCCUGGGUGUUCUGGAAGCGGGGAAGGCAGAUCUGCAGAGACAAGUGAAGCCCAAGGCCUGGCUGUCCAGUGGUUCCAGUCCUGGACCUGGCCGUCUGCUGCUGGUGUGCCAUGUCUCUGGAUUCUACCCACAGCCCGUGUGGGUGAUGUGGAUGCGGGGUGAGCAGGAGCAGCAGGGCACUCAGAGAGGUGACUUCCUGCCCAACGCUGAUGGGACGUGGUAUCUCAGAGCAACCCUGGAUGUGGCAGCUGGGGAGGCAGCUGGCCUAGCCUGCAGGGUGAAGCACAGCAGCCUAGGAGGGCAGGACCUCGUCCUCUACUGGGGACGCUCCAUAUCCAUCGUUGUGAUCAUUUUGGCAGUUAUAGUGUUCUGUUUGAUCAUUUCAUUGGGUCUUGUAUUAUGGUUUUUUCGGCAUUGGUCUUACCAGGAAAUCUGUCGACCCUCAUCGUGUCUUCUCUCCCAUUUGGAAUAAAGUCCUGAGAAGUCAGAAAUUUCAGAUGUUAGCUCAGCAGUCAAUCUGGUGACAUUUCAUCCAGUAAUCAUUGAUUUUAAACAAAUAAUAGUUCUUGUAGCUUCGAAGAUAAUCACAAUUGAAAAUAAUCAAAAACUGUCUAUUUUAAGAUGGUAUCAGUGGUAGAUUUCAUCAUUUAUUAGG
This is a messenger RNA of Sciurus carolinensis (gray squirrel), 1261 nucleotides long. RefSeq names its product T-cell surface glycoprotein CD1b-like. The record is from RefSeq and is a predicted model, not a curated record. Gene Ontology annotation, molecular function: lipopeptide binding; endogenous lipid antigen binding; exogenous lipid antigen binding. NCBI's taxonomy places the organism in Eukaryota, Metazoa, Chordata, Mammalia, Rodentia, Sciuridae. The coding region runs from base 44 to 1078 and encodes 344 amino acids. Gene Ontology annotation, biological process: antigen processing and presentation, endogenous lipid antigen via MHC class Ib; positive regulation of T cell mediated cytotoxicity; antigen processing and presentation, exogenous lipid antigen via MHC class Ib. The transcript has 6 exons. Gene Ontology annotation, cellular component: external side of plasma membrane.